GGGCGGACUGACCAUUUGGAAACUCGGGCACUGCCUGAGGGCCUGGGGUCAGUAGGGGGCCCCAUGAGAUACCCCUGGUACCUUUUUCAUAGGCUUUUUUGAGUUUGGGCAAGGACACAGUUGCCCCAUGAUCCACUAUUGCCCAGGGGCCCCAUGAGUUGUCAGUUCGCCCCUGCUUUCGCCCCUGAUUCUCUGUGAUAAGCAAACAAUGAGCAUCAAUAGAUGGACCUGUUUGCUUCGUCCCUUCCC
Staurois parvus is the source of this 249-nucleotide messenger RNA. The record is from the annotation of a GenBank genome assembly. Lineage: Eukaryota; Metazoa; Chordata; Amphibia; Anura; Ranidae.